This is a messenger RNA of Galleria mellonella (greater wax moth), 2483 nucleotides long. It is a transcript of the gene Edem1, whose product is annotated as ER degradation-enhancing alpha-mannosidase-like protein 2. Gene Ontology annotation, cellular component: endoplasmic reticulum; membrane. Gene Ontology annotation, molecular function: calcium ion binding; mannosyl-oligosaccharide 1,2-alpha-mannosidase activity. Bases 119 to 2329 code for a protein of 736 amino acids. NCBI's taxonomy places the organism in Eukaryota, Metazoa, Arthropoda, Insecta, Lepidoptera, Pyralidae. Gene Ontology annotation, biological process: carbohydrate metabolic process; mannose trimming involved in glycoprotein ERAD pathway; endoplasmic reticulum mannose trimming. The record is from RefSeq and is a predicted model, not a curated record. The transcript has 8 exons.
UUAUUCUUAGUUGUAGACAGUUAACUUAUAUUCGUUUGCUUGUUUUUUAAUUGUAUUAUGUAUCGUUUUUAAUUAAAUUCUAAUAAUUUUAUUGUCAAUAUAGUUAAAUGUAACAAAUAUGAGAAGCAUAACAAUAUUGUGCUUAUUUUUAUACUACAGCAUAGACUGUAGUAUUGCAAUCCGAGAGUAUAAAAAAGAAGAUUUAUUUCGACUCAGGGAAGAGGUGAGGGAGAUGUUCCAACAUGCAUAUGAUAGUUACCUAAAAUAUGCAUAUCCAUAUGAUGAGUUGAGACCUCUUAGCUGUGAUGGUGUAGACACAUGGGGCAGCUACUCUCUGACCCUUAUUGAUGCAUUAGAUACUCUUGCUAUUAUGGGUAAUUAUACAGAGUUCAACAGAGUCGUAGAGACUGUGCUACAAAAACAGAAUUUUGAUGCUGACAUCAAUGUAUCUGUAUUUGAAACCAAUAUAAGAAUAAUUGGUGGACUACUCAGUGCACAUUUACUGUCACACAAAACAGGUAUAAAGCUUGAACCAGGCUGGCCCUGUAAUGGACCUUUACUCCGUUUAGCUGAAGAUGUAGCACAAAGGCUUAUAGCUGCUUUUGAUACAACUACUGGUAUGCCAUAUGGAACCAUCAAUCUCAGGUCUGGUGUACCCCCCGGAGAGACCACAGUCACAUGUACUGCUGGUGUUGGUACUUUCAUCAUUGAGUUUGGAACAUUGAGUCGACUUACUGGGGACCCUUUAUAUGAAGAGGUUGCAUACAAUGCAUUAAAAGCUCUUUAUCAUCAUAGAUCUCCUAUUGGUCUACUCGGCAAUCAUAUUGACAUCAUGACUGGAAGAUGGACUGCACAGGACGCCGGUAUCGGUGGUGGUGUCGAUUCCUAUUUUGAAUACUUGGUUAAAGGGGCAAUUUUAUUGGAAAAACCCGAGUUGAUGUCGAUGUUCCGUGAGGCACGAUUAGCUAUAGACAAAUAUUUGAAGAAGGAUGACUGGUAUGUGUGGGCAACUAUGCUACGUGGACACGUAACACUGCCAGUGUUCCAGUCACUCGAAUCCUACUGGCCAGGGUUACUCAGCCUUAUUGGUGAGAGUGAUACGGCGAUGCGUAUUAUACACAAUUAUCAUAGUGUUUGGCGACAAUACGGGUUCACACCCGAAGUAUACAAUCUCGGAACAGGAGAGGCGUCGUCGUCCCGCGAGAGUUAUCCGCUUCGACCCGAGCUGAUCGAGUCAAUCAUGUAUUUAUACCGGGAGACGAGAGAUCCAAUAUUACUCCAGAUGGGCGAAGAUAUACUAAGGAGUAUACAACAUAGCGCGAGAACUCAAUGUGGUUAUGCUACAAUCAAGGAUGUGCGCGAUCACCGCAAAGAGGACCGAAUGGAAUCGUUUUUCCUCUCAGAAACGACUAAGUAUCUAUACUUAUUGUUCGACCCCGACAACUUUAUACACAACCCUGGUGUCCGCGGCACAGUCAUCAAUACACCAAAUGGCGAGUGUAUAGUUGAUGUCGGUGGUUACAUCUUUAAUACUGAAGCACAUCCUAUUGACCCCACGAUGCUGUAUUGUUGUCAUGAAGCGAGGGAAGGAAUAAAUAUAAGUGAAAUACACAGAAUAUAUAAAAUUUUAGAAGAAGAAGAUAACAUACAGUUUCUAACAAUGAUAGAGGCCACUGCAAAAAAGAAUGUCACUAAAGACAUAGAAAGUAAAAAUGAAACUACACUAAAUGAAGUUACCAGUAAAAAUUACAAUAUCACAAAAGAUAACUCAGAGAGCAAAGAAAACAAAAUAGAUCAGAACGAAGUUUUGAUAAAAACUGAAACUAGAACUGGCUAUGUCAAUAUAGAUGGCACAGAAAGAGAAAAUAGUAAAAAUGAAUCUAGUCUAAGGGAUAUUGUUAAAGAACGAAUUAUUAGUUAUUAUAACAAUACAAAUAAUAUAAAUAGUGAGGAUGAAGAAAUCCAUUCGUCUAUAGAUAACAAAACAUCAGGUGAUGAAUUAGACACUGAGGCAAAAGUAGAAGUUGAUGACAUAAUCAUUCCACAAAAGCCACAGGAUGCCGAAAGUUUACAACCUCCUAGUGUUACCAAAGCAAAAGAAGCAUAUAAAUUGUUGCCAAAAGUGAUACAAGAUUUUUUAAACAGUGAUUGGAAAAGAAAACCAAAAUGCGAACCUCAGCGGAUGCUAGAAAGGAUCCGUAAGGAGAAACGGUAUCCAGACCAUCCAGAUGUCAAUGAAUACAAAUAUCUCUUAACUCCUGCUCCAUCUUUUUUACAAAGAAUAUCAAUAGCAGGUGAAUUUUUAAGCAAAAAGCAACUAGAAAUGUGAUUCUUUCUAAUUAGAAUCGGAUUCAGAUAGUACAUAUUUUGAUUAAAAUAUUUAUUAUUACAAUAUGUAAAUAAGUAAUUCCAAACUAGAGGUUCAAUAGAUGUCAUCGCUAUAGAUAUAAUUGUUUCUUAAUAUAUGUAUAUUUUUGUGUACA